Messenger RNA from Aspergillus calidoustus, 1596 nucleotides. Lineage: Eukaryota; Fungi; Ascomycota; Eurotiomycetes; Eurotiales; Aspergillaceae. The record is from the annotation of a GenBank genome assembly.
AUGUCCGAUUGUGACCAGAAAACAGAAGAUGCCCAAGCACUCCAGACUGCUCUCGAGGAGCAGGGACUAGAGUUUACCCCAGAUGGACUCCACGUCCGCUGGGCUAACACUAAUCCGAACCACCCACGAAAUUGGCACACACUCCGCAAAGCGUACGACAUCGGAUUGAUCAUCCUCCUUGAGUUCUAUACGACAGCAAUCAAUGCAGCUGGGGCAACAGCGGCAAAAGAUGCACGACACGAAUUUGGCAUCAACCUCACUCUGGCAGUCUUCCUAUUUGUCUCCACGUAUUGUCUCGCACAAGCCUUAGGAAACGUCAUCUUUCCUCCGUAUUCCGAAGCCUUUGGACGAAAGAAAUUAUACAUCAUCAGCACUGUGCUCUACAGCGUUUUCAGUGUCAUGAUCGCAUCGGUACCUUCGCUGGGCGCAGCAAUCGCAGGUCGAACGAUUACCGGAUUUCUGAGCGCAAUCCCAACAGUGAUCAUUACCGGGAGUAUCGAGGAUAUGUUCAACGCGCGAGAUCGUAUCUGGCUCGUGUUUGCGUACAUGGUGGUUGCUAACUUCGCUGUGGCCAUGGGACCUGUGAUGAGUGGCUAUAUUACCGCUUCACUUGGGUGGAGGUGGGUGUUUUAUAUCUCAUCGAUGGUGACAGGAUGCAUUGGACUGCUGAUGCUGGCAAUCCGAGAGUCGCGUCCAUCGCUGCUUCUCAGUUGGGAAGUCAACAAACUGCGUCAGGUGACAGGCAACAUGAGCCUCCAGGCACAGAACCCGGACGAGGUGCCUAAGCUGUCAAUCUUCGUUCGCGAUGGCCUUCUUCGGCCACUUCGUCUUUUCUUCACCGAACCAAUUGUUUUUGCCUGCUCCCUGAUGAGCGGAUGCAGUGUUGCUGUCAUGUACCUGUUUACAGAGUCCCUGCCUCCGAUCUACGAGUCAAUGGGCUUCACGACGAGGGAUUCUAACCUGCCUUUUUUCGCAAUUGGACUCGGGUUUCUUCCUAGCAUCUUGGUUCGCCUGAUGGACCAACGCGUCGCAGCCGAGCGACAUCGCGAACGACUCCCCUUGCUUCCAGAGCAUAAACUCGCUGGAAUCUCACUCGGAGCGCCAUUUCUGGCUGUUGGACUCUGGUGGUUUGCGUGGAUGGUCCCUCCGGCAAUACACGGCGUCCAUUGGUUCGUGACCUUCAUUCCACUUUUCUUCGUUGGGUUUGCCCUCAAUGAGUUUGGAACGGUGCUUGCGGGGUAUUUGGCGGAUAGCUACAACAGCUACGCUGCGAGCGCGUUUGCAGCAAUGUCCCUCGCGCGCUCUACGCUUUCAGCUCUGUUUCCACUUAUCGCACCUGAAAUGUUUGGAGCUUUGGGGGCUAAUGUGGCCUUGUCAGUGUUGGCAGCCGGAGCGCUUGUUUUCUGUCCGGUUCCCUUUAUUUUCCGGUCCUAUGGCCAGAGACUGCGGGAGAAGAGCAAGUUUGCGAAAUACAGCCUGCAGGUGUAUGCAGCAACCACCGUUGAGAGGGAAUAUUGAGGCUUGUUGUGAUAGUGCCAUGAUGUUUUUUGUUGGACAGUGAGAAAUGCACACGGUUGGAAAUGGGCUUUCCAACCC